Messenger RNA from Carassius carassius (crucian carp), 10717 nucleotides. RefSeq names its product microtubule-associated serine/threonine-protein kinase 4-like. The record is from RefSeq and is a predicted model, not a curated record. Gene Ontology annotation, biological process: intracellular signal transduction; peptidyl-serine phosphorylation. Gene Ontology annotation, molecular function: magnesium ion binding; protein serine/threonine kinase activity; protein binding. The coding region runs from base 180 to 8015 and encodes 2611 amino acids. The transcript is spliced from 29 exons. NCBI's taxonomy places the organism in Eukaryota, Metazoa, Chordata, Actinopteri, Cypriniformes, Cyprinidae.
GCGCUGCGUUAAACAGGACGCGAAACAAACUUCACUUUCAAUGGAUGUUUGUCAUGUUAUGAGGAUUUAUGUUAGUCGAAAUUACAGCAGUACAGUGAAGGGAGUCCUCUCGGGCGCUCAGAUAAGGUGUCCUUCAGCAUGUCAUUAGUUUAAGACAAUUAACGUGAUGUUUUAGGGCAAUGGAGAGUGAGCAGUCAGAAAAAUUUGGAGGCGGCGGAGGCGAUUCUUCAGGUUCAGACACGCUGUCAGACACCGAUACACAAGCCGAGCCUUAUGAAUCCGAACUAAUGUUAGACUUGGAAGAAUUUAAACAUCACUGCUCAGAUUUUGUAGGUCUUGAAGAAAAAGUGAAGGGAAGUGAUUCUGAUGAAUGCAGCGACGAGAUAAAAGCGAGAAACGGGGACCAUCAGGAAGAAGGAGAAAAUGAAGGGGACGAGGACGAAAUGCCGGAUAACAUCCUUUACCCCCCCUCCAUGCCCUUCCGCAAGUCCAGCAACCCAGAGGUUUCUCACGGCUCCAGUUUAGCGUUGAAAUUUAAGCGACAGCUCAGUGAUGACGGCAGACAGCUCCGGAGAGGAAGCCUAGGGGGCGCUCUUACAGGGAAGUACCUGCUGCCCUAUGCCUCAACCCAGCAGACAUGGUCCGCUACGGGCUCAGAGACCACCAACCUGGUGCGCAUGCGCUCCCAGACCCUAGGCAAAUCUGCACCCUCUCUCACGGCAAGCCUGAAAGAGCUCAGCCUUCCCAGACGAGGAAGCCUCUGCAGAACGAGCAACAGAAAAAGUCUGAUAGGGAGUGGACAGUCAUCAGCCCUUCCUCGACCACACUCACCUCUGUCAUCACACACAGGCACCAGUCCACAAGACAGCCCUAGAAACUUCUCCCCUAGUGCUUCAGCUCAUUUCUCCUUCACACGCAGGACUGAUGGGCGACGCUGGUCCUUGGCAUCCCUUCCCUCCUCUGGCUAUGGAACAAACACACCCAGCUCCACCGUCUCUUCGUCCUGUUCAUCACAGGAGAAGCUCCAUCAGCUGCCUUUCCAGCCAACACCAGAUGAGCUCCACUUCCUGUCCAAGCAUUUCUACACAGAGAGCGUUGCUGGAGAUGACCUCAGGAGAGCUACGCCUAUGCGGCCACGUUCCCGCAGUCUAAGUCCUGGAAGAUCCCAAUCGUGCUGUGACCAUGAGAUUAUCAUGAUGAAUCAUGUGUACAAGGAAAGAUUUCCCAAGGCCACAGCUCAAAUGGAGGAGCGCAUCAAGGAGAUCAUUCGAAGCAACUCCCCUGAGAAUGUCUUGCCUCUGGCUGAUGGUGUCCUCAGCUUCGCACAUCAUCAGAUCAUUGAGCUGGCCAGAGACUGCUUGGAAAAGUCCCGUCUCGGCCUCAUUACCUCACGAUACUUCUGUGAGCUCACGGAUAAACUGGAAAGGCUCUUUCAGGAGUCAACUGAGCGAUCGGAAAGUGCAGAGGUGACCUUCAUCAAGGAGCUGGUGAAGAAGAUUCUCAUCGUCAUCGCCAGGCCUGCUCGACUCCUUGAAUGUCUGGAGUUUGACCCUGAAGAGUUUUAUCAUCUCCUGGAGGCUGCAGAGGGUCAUGCCAAAGAGGGCCAAGGCAUCAAGACCGACAUCCCACGCUACAUUAUCAGCCAACUUGGUCUGACAAGGGACCCACUUGAGGAAAUUGCCCAGUUAACUAGCUACGACAGCGGGAUUGCAGAAACUCCUGAGACGGAUGAGUCUGUCAGUUCCCACAGUUUGAGCGCAGCACUGCGGUCCCGGCGUAAACCCUGUGAGCUUGACUUUGAGAUGAUCAAAGUGAUCAGUAAUGGGGCUUAUGGUGCGGUUUAUUUAGUGAGACACAAAGAGACAAAACAGCGUUUUGCCAUGAAGAAGAUUAACAAGCAGAACCUGAUGCUGAGGAACCAGAUCCAGCAGGCCUUUGUGGAGAGAGAUAUCCUGACUUUCGCUGAGAACCCUUUUGUGGUCAGCAUGUACUGCUCUUUUGAGACUCGUAGACAUCUUUGCAUGGUUAUGGAGUAUGUUGAAGGAGGGGAUUGUGCCACGUUGCUGAAGAACAUGGGUCCUCUCCCUGUGGACAUGGCUAGAAUGUACUUUGCCGAGACUGUGUUAGCCCUGGAAUAUCUCCACAACUAUGGAAUCGUCCAUCGAGAUCUCAAACCAGACAAUCUGUUAGUCACUUCAAUGGGACACAUCAAGCUGACAGACUUUGGCCUAUCGAAAGUGGGGCUGAUGAACAUGACCACUAACCUCUAUGAGGGUCACAUUGAGAAGGAUGCUAGAGAGUUCUCUGAUAAACAGGUGUGUGGAACACCGGAGUACAUUGCACCAGAAGUAAUCCUAAGGCAAGGUUAUGGGAAGCCAGUGGACUGGUGGGCAAUGGGCAUCAUCCUCUAUGAGUUCCUGGUGGGCUGUGUACCAUUCUUUGGAGACACUCCAGAAGAACUGUUCGGCCAGGUCAUCAGCGAUGAAAUAAACUGGCCGGAGGGAGAGGACGCGCCGCCAGCUGAUGCUCAGGAGCUGAUCACACUACUGCUCAGACAGAACCCUCUGGAGCGCCUCGGCACUGCAGGAGGGGCGUAUGAGGUCAAGCACCAUCAGUUCUUUCACAGUCUGGACUGGAACAGCCUGCUGAGGCAGAAGGCAGAGUUCAUCCCCCAGCUGGAGUCUGAGGAUGACACCAGCUACUUUGACACACGAUCUGAUAGGUACCAUCACUUGGAAACUGAGGAGGAGGAGGAUACCAAUGACGAAGAUUUCAAUGUGGAACUGCGGCAGUUUUCCUCGUCUUCACACCGAUUCUCCAAAGUUUACAGUAGUUUGGAUCUGUCUCGAGGACAGCUGGAAGAGAAAGGAGAACAGCCAGAGAAGACAACAGACAGUCCUCUCACUGUUGACUCACUGAGCUGGACUCCAGACUUCACUGAGAUCCCCUCUCUCUCUCAUUCAUCUGACACUGAGAGCACCAGCUUGAGCAGAUGCUCCGGUCUUCUUCCUAAGUUUGCCAUCUCUGCAGAAGUUGAGGACGGUGAGGGCUCCCUGGCUCUGGAAGACCCCAGUAAAGUGACCUUUAGUAUUGGGGAGUUGCCUCAAGAUGAGCCUGAUCCCACCACUCCCUGUAGCGCCAUCAGUAACUCCACCCUCUCAGGCAGUUUCGCUGAGCACCUGGAUCAGGCGCCCUCACGGGGAGAUGGAGUGGAGAGUCUGGACAGCUCCUGUAAGCCCUCCUCUGAUACAGCCUCCUUCCUGACUGCUCCCAAACCUGAGGCCACAGAAAAGCAGUGUGCAGUCAGCAAAGUCCCAAAAUCAGUGUCCACCAGCGCCCUGUCACUCAUGAUUCCUGGAGAUGUUUUUGUUGUGUCACCAUUAGCAAGUCCCAUUUCUCCAUAUUCGCUGUCAUCAGACCCAUCCUCUAGAGACUCCUCCCCCAGCAGAGACUCCUCCCUCAGUGGCGUCAUCUGUCGUCAGCCAAUCAUCAUCCAUAGCUCAGGGAAGAAAUUUGGCUUCACUCUGCGGGCGAUCCGGGUGUAUGCCUGUGACAGUGAUGUUUAUACAGUAUAUCACAUGGUCUGGAAUGUAGAAGAUGGUGGCCCUGCUCACAAGGCUGGUCUCAAGGCUGGAGACCUGAUCACUCAUGUGAAUGGAGAAACCGUUCAUGGGCUGCUUCACACUGAGGUGGUGGAACUAUUGCUAAAGAGUGGAAGUAAAGUCACAAUAUCCACAACCCCUUUUGAAAACACUUCUAUCAAAACUGGUCCAGCUAGAAGAAAUAGUUACAGAAGCAAAAUGGUGAGAAGAACCAAGAAGCCAAAGAAAGAGAAAACUCAAGAAAGGCGGCGUUCAUUGUUCAAACGUUUUGCCAUGCAACCCUCUCCACUUUUACACACCAGCCGUAGUUUCUCCUCGCUAAACCGCUCACUGUCUUCAGGAGAGAGUCUACCUGGAUCUCCCACACACAGCCUCUCACCACGCUCCCCCACAGCUGCCUUUCGCCCAACACCUGACUUCAACCAGUCAGGUGGCAAUUCAUCACAGAGUAGCUCCCCCAGUUCCAGCGCACCUAACUCACCAGCAGGCUCUGGCCACAUCCGACCCAGCACUCUGCAUGGCCUGGGUCCCAAACUACCUGGACGUUUACGUCAGGGUCGACGUAAAUCCGCAGGGAGCAUUCCCCUCUCACCAUUGGCUCGCACACCCUCCCCGACCCCUCAGCCUCAGCCGACUUCUCCUCAGCGGCCCCCAUCUCCCUUGUCGACUCACGCUAUGGGAAAUGCCAAAACUUCUCAGGUCUUCCCUGCCAAAAUGCACUCACCCCCCACUAUUGUACGACAUAUGGUGCGACCUAAAAGCGCAGAGCCUCCUCGGUCCCCGCUCUUGAAGCGAGUUCAAUCCGAGGAGAAACUUUCCCCCUCUUAUGCUGGUGACAAAAAACAUUUGUGCACCCGAAAGCACAGUUUGGAAGUCACCCAAGAGGAGUCUCAAGGGGAGGCCUCAUCUAGAGGGGAGCAUAUCCCACCAUGCAUAGAGGAGAGCACUUCCUGUGAGCCACCCACUAUUACUCGGGUAAGGCCUGCUGAGCAGGGUUGCCUGAAGCGGCCUGUUUCUCGCAAAGUUGGUCGACAGGAGUCAGUAGAGGAGCUAGACAGGGAGAAGCUGAAGGCUAAAGUGGUGGUUAAAAGGCAGGACUGGCCUGAGAGACGAGAGUCUGUGCAAAAACAAGAUACCGUGCAAGAUGUGGAAGGUGCUGCUGAUGAAGAUAAGGAGUGGAUUGUCCUUACACGUCCCAGUUUGAGACCCCAGGGUUCUGAAUCUGGAUCCCUGGACAAGUCUACAAAUGCUACUUUGAAGGAUGUCCUCUACAAAAAACUAAACCCAAGAGUCUGUGAGAGCAUAGCUGAGUCUGUCACUAGUGCAGAAUGUGUAUCACUUUUAAGUGAGAAUUUGAGGUCGCCGCCUUGUCAAUCAGAGCGACAAAUGUCUCGGUCGAUGAAGGAAAGUAAGCCGGAGAGAAUAGAUUUCAAAGCCUCCAACAUGGAGUUUGUCAGAAAGAGACAAUGCUUUGAGGAUAGGGAGGAAUCCUUGUGUCGAAUAUCCUCUGGUGUUCAUGAAAGCAUUCAUUUCAACACCACAAGGUCCAAAAGUCUUCAGCUGGAUUCUGCGUUAGCUUUAGAACAUGUUAAAGGGGGCAUGUGCAACAUCCAUGCCACUACUGAAACUUUGGCGCCUAAGUUUUUUAGUGGGAGAGGAGAGAGCGCAGUAGAAAAACUUCAGAUGAUUGCUUCUGAUGGUCCUAUCAGGAAGACCUCCUCGGAGUAUAAAUUGGAGGGAAGGCUUGUGUCCUCUUUAAAGCCACUAGAGGGCACCUUGGACAUUGGUCUGCUUUCUGGGCCUCGGGUAUCCAAGACUGACACAUGUCUUUUCAAAAUGGCAGACAGCCAUAGUGAAAGUACUAUUUUAGCAGAAGAUCUAUGUGGAAAACAGAAAACCACAGAGAAACUGAAAAGUCAACAUGCAGGGACUUCUGGGACACUUAACCAUAAGGGCAAUGUGUAUUUGAGCAGUAAAACCAUUACAAAAGAAGAGUCCAUUUCAAAUAAGGACUCUACAAUGAGUCCUGCUUGCAAUGAGGCCUUGCAUAAUAGAAAUACAUUUAUUGAUGGCAUGAAGGUUCAGUAUACGACCACCAAAGUGGAGUCCAUAGACACAAGUGUGAAAUCGGAGACUAGACUAAAGACAACUCAGGAGAUGAGAACUGCACUACACAGUGCUCACUUUGCAUGUGGGAAAACGCCCUCCAUCAGGGAAGUCAGCAAUGAAGACCAGGAAGACGACAUGGAAAAUAUAGAGGAUGAAUCUCCAAAGCAAAAUGAAACUCAGCAGACACAACCAGUCCUUGGUAAAACCAAUCAUCCUGAAGAAUUCCUAGUGUCUUCUGCUUCUGUUAUUGCUCAACUCAACUCUGUCCAGCAAAACCCAGGAGCAAAUUCUGGCAAAAAUAAUAGUAGGCUGAGCAAGACACCAACUAGUUCACACAGUUCAACAAUGUCUACUGAGAAGGAUAGCAUAAAUAAAGACAAACCAGCCGAUACAAAGACCACUGCAGUGAUAAAGCAGAUCUGUUCAUCAGAAGAUGUUAUGGACAAUGCAGGUGCAACAUCAAACCCAACUGUGGCUGCAACCAAGACUCUGAUAGAUAGAAAGGAUAGGGCUGUUAGCACCAAAGUCUUUCUUGACAUCAAUCCAGAGCAUCUUCAAGACUUGAAGGAAAGCAAAACAUCUAGCAGAGUGAAAAGUUUAAACAAAAAUGUAGAGUCUGCACUGGGAGACCGAGCUGAUGUUGCGCCAACCGCAGCUGCUGACUCAGGGCAGGUUAAACCAGAGAUGUCUGUCAAAGGAACAGCGACCAUCCCACAGUGUGUUUCUUUAGCUUCAUCAGUCACAACAUCCAUUGUGUCUUCCGUCUCUGCACCAGCAGAUGCACCUGAGACCCUUAUAAUUAAAAGCUCAUUUUCUCCCAAGUCUAACCUUCAAAGAAAAACCACAUCAUUUGCCAUUGCUGCCCCGUUGGAGGACAUGCCUGCUACGGAUUCAAAAUCCAAUGCCUGUGCAAGCACCACCCCACAACUUUCUGGGUUGGCUGAAGUAAAAACAACCAGCAUCCAACCUCCACAGUCUGAUCAGACUUGUGCCAAAAUUUCAAGCUCUGUUGACUUGGCUAAUGGACAGACAGCAAGUAUUUCAGUUCAACUUUCCAAACAAAUCUCAGACAGAACACAAAAUUCCUGUGCAUCAAGUAGGAGCAGAGAAUUCAGUGCGGAAACCCAUCAGUCUCAACAGGGCUUAAACAAAAAACAACAUGCAGACAAAGUAAAUCCGGAGGAGCCAAAUAGACAAUCCAGUUUAAUGGCGAAGGAUAUUGAAAACAUGUCAGCAUAUGAAGUCAAAAUGGACUCAAGAGAUAAAAUGGCCUCUAAGAAGGACUUCAGAUGCAGUGUAAGUGAAAAGAUUACCUGUGCCUCUAACCCUUCAGUCAAAGCUGAAGUUUCAAAUAGCUGUGAAAAGCGGGAAGCCAUCUUCAGAAGCCAAGUAAACACAUCAAAGGACACGGGUGCAAGCCCACCAAAGACUAGAAGUUUUGACACUUCAACAAAAGACACUGUGCAUGUGCAGUCUGCUAUUAAAACACAAGAAAAACUGAAAUUCAAGAGUGUCCUUGAUGUAGAGACUGAGAAGGUCAAUAAGCAAGUUAUGGACAUGUCCAUUGCAGAGACAAGUCCAGCACAGACUGCAAUAAAACAGACGCAACCAUCUGGUAGUUCUGUAUUAAAACAAACCCCACUGAGUUUGAAAAACAAGCCCAGAGUAGACUCGCCGCUUGUUAUGCAAUCUAUUGGGAAGGCAGCUGAAGAUAAGGGAAAGCAGGAGAACAUAGCACAGCUACAGCCCAUUGUCAAAGACAACUUGGUAAAACCAAAGGAGCUAAGAGAGUCAGUCUUUUCUAAGCCCAAAUCUCAGCCUCCCAAAGAGACCCACACUGGUUCUCGAGGUGGCUCCGUGCCGGUGUUGCCUGUACCAGCUGUUAAAAUCCAUUUGUCUAGUGGGCUUCCUCCUGGUAAGAACAGCGCUGCUGUAGUUGAAAUACUCAGACCUUCCUCAGAGGAACAAGUGAAGUCCAGAAUUGACGUUCCGAUUUCAGCGUCUUUGAAGGGCUCCAGCACAAGUGAUCCCAUACGGACAACUACUAGUACUGUUUCCAGUCCUGACCUUAAACAUGCCUCAAGUGAGUCAAAGGUGACUGACAAACAGAUUUCAUCCAACCGAAAAGAGCAAGUGGAAAAGAAGAGAAAGGAUACUCAAGAUACAUCGUCAGCAUCCAAAACUAACCGCAAAGACUCAUCAAGAGGCGUUCCUUUGGCAAAGGAUAGUACUACUAUCGAAAAAGAUUCAGUCCGUUCUAAACAAACAAAGGAUACGCAACGUGGUUCAACUUGUAAAAAGUGAUGUAUUGUAAUGUAGUUGCCAGGCGUAUUGAAUUUUAAAAAGACUAUAAGGAUGUAUAUGUUUUGUCUAUAUGUAAUAUCAUGAAGCCUUCUUAUCUGAGGACCGGUGAAGCUGUUACUUUGGGUUUUUAUAAGAAACCAGAGAUGAAUUUGUUUGUUUGUUUGUUUGUGUUGUGAUCUAUAAUGCUUUGUCUAAAAAAAAGUGUAGGCUGAAUGUUGACUUUUUUUGCUGCUGGUUUGUGGUCUUAGAUCUCGCAAAACACCAAAAUUAGUCAUUGUAUUGUGCUGCGGUGUGAUGUAACGAGUGGCGUGUGCAAUAACUGGGGAGAGAUGGAGUGUAGAUGCCUUUUUUUAGGAUUUAAUGAACUGUGCCAAUCUUGGUUGAGUGUAAUUGUUCCAAACAAAAAGCACCUCAAAAUUCAGAGCUGAAGGUGCAUGUUAACUGACUGUGUAAAAAAAAAAAAAAAAAAAAAAAAAGUGUAUUUGAUGUAUUUAAAAACCACUAGGAAAAAUAUAUGUAGCAGUGGUGCUAUUAAUGUGGCUUACACUCUGCAAGAACAGAUCCUUUUUGUUUUCUUUUUUUUUUUUCUUUUUUUGACCUUAUCAGCAAAGUUUUGUUUUGGGUAGUGUUGCACAGAGGGAAAGCACUUUGUCCUGUGCUUCUCACCUGGAACUAUUUUAUAUUGGAAUCAUCUUAUGGUUCUGGAAUCGUAGUGGAAGGGGCCUUAAGAGGGUUUUUUUUCUUUUCUUUUUUUUUGGGGGGGGGGGGGUGAUUUAGCUUGCUGUUCUUAGCAGGUCAUGGUGAAAUUCACAUUCCUUUCACAUACAUUUCUAAGGAUUCAUUUUUAUGCAAUAUACUGUAAAUAGAGCAGCAUUAAUUGUACAGCGGGGACGGUUGAAAAUGAGUGUUGUAUGUUUUAUAUGUAUAUAUUUUGUUACGUAAUAUGUUUGUAUAUUGUACUUAAUGUUGGUCUCCUAGUGACGUAUCUGCUCAGUAAUUGUGCUGAUAUAGAGUCAAGAGUCUAUCUAGCAGAAUAAUGAAAGUCUCACUCUGAAAUGAAGUGUACUUGAAGUUUCAAUAAGGUAUGUAGGGGUUAACCACACGCAUUUUCAGAAAUGUACUUUAGUGAGGCAGCAGAGUUGCUCUCCAAAUGUUCGUCAUACUUGAUGCCACUAACAAGGAAAUCAUGCAUUUACAUAAAAACAGGGACAAGGCAGAUGUAGCACAUUACAUAAAAGGCAAGUUUCAGAGACUGAAGGAUUACCCCAAGUUUGCUACUAUGUAGAUUAUACAAUCUGUUUUUUUUUUUUUCAAAAAAAAAAGAAAAAUCUCAAGCUUUUAAGGCUAACAUUUGGCAUACAGGAAUGUGAAGUAUUUCCCCUGGUUUGGUUAAAAGGGCUUAUACAGGGAUAAUCAAAUGCGCUUUAGCAACACUUGUGGUAUGGCAGGGUUUCACUGCAUGUUCGUUCUUCACGUCCAAUCAGUUUCUUACAUAUUCAUAUGCAAAGUACAACACUUACAAAUGGGAAUUGUGUAAUACUUUAUUAAAUGCAUUUGUGCUAUUAACAUCUCUAGUCACGUAAUAGGACUGCUAAGUGCAUAACUUUUGAAACCUUUCAAAGCUCUCUUUGCUUUUUUAAAGGUUUUGUCCAAACGUUAAAAAGCAUAUUCGUCAUUAUUUCUGCUUGAUUUGACCUUCAGGUAGUUGCAUUGUAACCACUGAAGGUUAGCAUCACAACAGAGAAGAGGACGAAUCAUUGUGUCUUUUGAUAUUUGGUCUUAACUUUAAACCUGCUUUAACUCUGCUGGUGUGUAUACAUCACGCACCAACUUAAAGUAAAGCGAACUGUGUAUCUAGGUCAAUUUCAGCAUACUUUAUAUUGUGAAACAUCUAGGCUAUGUUACAGUAUGAUAUUGAAGGAUUUGCGAUUAAUGUUUUAAUGUAAACAGCAUAUAUCUGAGCUAAACACACAAAUGUUCAUAAGUAAUUAAACAACGAAUGCACCAUUUAAAGAAUCUAUACAUAUAAAGAUUUUAAAGCGUAUUAGCAGACUGCAGUUUCUGUUCCUUAUAGACUUUAAAAAUGUAGUUUAGGAGGUCUAAAGAAAACACGAUGCUUAUUGGGAAUUUGGGGGAGAGAUUCUAAGCAAACAUAAUAGAAACCUCAAUGAUAAAACGAUAAGGUUUUAUAGGACAUAUGCAUUGUCUGUUCUCAAAAUAUAAAUAGUAACCCCAGGCAUUUAUGUUGUUGGUGUUUCUUUUCCUUCUUCCCUUUUCUGACUAUUAAUAUUUGAAUCCUUAAAGAAGCACAUUAAAUGUUUGUUUACAACUACUUCAUGGAUGUAUAUUUUGUACAUUUUGUGUUAUUUGCCAAGAUCGAUGUGUGUGUGUGUGUGUGUGUGUGAGUUCCUCUUAGAGGACACUUGCUGUUGAAGGCUGUUGGUGUGGAAGCCUAAUUGUGGUCUUUCCAGUUCAGUAUGUUCUUGCUUGUUUUUCUGUCGUUUUCUUUCCUCUCUAUGUGUGAAACGAGUGUUUAUGUAGAUGACUCUGCUUAUCAUUGUCUUUUAGGAUCUGUGCAAUAAAAGAUGUGGUUUUGAGUUUUGUACAUUACCCACAGAAAGCUCUAUGGAUGUCGUAGAUGUUGUCUACAAAUAUUUAUACUUCUAAUGUUGCAUAAUACCGAAAAUAAAGCAUGUCCAAAU